AUGAAAUCAUCGCAAACAUUUAUUAAUGAUAUUGAAAUGAAACUUACUGACAUCAGUAAGCAAAUACAGCAACUUCAGAAAGAAAAUGACUUCAACGAAAUUAAUUUAAACUAUUUAACAAAUCAACUGACAAAAAUUACAGAAGAAUUAAACGAUCCACCAAAUAUUUCUAUCGAACAUGGCUCAUAUUCAUUUAUUAAUGAAAUUUCGAUUAUUUCGUUACUAAAACCAAAAUGGGAUAAAUGGAAACAAAAUGCCAUCACUGUGGCUGGUGGGAAUGAAGAAGGAGAAGAAUUAGAUCAACUCCAUAGUCCUCAUGGAAUCUUUAUCGAUAAAAACAAAAAUAUUUUCAUUGCUGAUUUUGGAAACGAUCGUAUUGUUGAAUGGAAACAUAACGCAAAGGAAGGACAAAUUAUUGCAGGUGGACAUGACGAAGGAGAUCGAAUAGAUCAAUUGAAUGGACCAAUAGAUGUGAUUGUUGAUCAAGAAAACCAUUCGAUUAUCAUUGCUGAUCAAGUGAACAGACGAGUGAUUCAAUGGUUGAAUCAAAACCAACAAAUUCUCAUUCACAAUUUUGACUGUUAUGGCUUGGCAAUGGAUAAACAUGGAUUUCUUUAUGUUAAUGAUUAUAUGAAGAAUGAAGUGAGACGAUGGAAAAUGGGUGAAUACAACAAUGAAGGAAUUGUAGUAGCAGGUGGAAAUGGUGAAGGAGAUCAACUCAAUCAACUUGAUUGUCCUAGUUUUAUCUUUGUUGAUGAAGAACAAUCUGUUUAUGUAUCAGAUAGCAACAAUCAUCGUGUAAUGAAAUGGAGAAAAGAUGCAAAAGAAGGAAGAGUUGUGGCUGGAGGAAAUGGUGGAGGAAGAAAUCUCAAUCAAUUGUCUAAUCCUCAAGGAAUAUUUGUUGAUGAUUUGGGUCAAAUCUAUGUGGCAGAUAGUGGGAAUCAUCGCAUAAUGCGUUGGUGUGAAGGAAAAGAAGAAGGUGAAAUUAUUGUUGGUGGGAAUGGUCAAGGAAAUCAAUCAAACCAACUGAUUGGUCCCGCUGGUUUAUCAUUUGCUGAUGAAGGAAAUCUUUAUGUUGCUGACCAUUGGAAUCGUCGAAUUCAAAAAUUUGAAAUUAUUUGUGAAUAA
This is a messenger RNA of Adineta steineri, 1128 nucleotides long. The record is from the annotation of a GenBank genome assembly. NCBI's taxonomy places the organism in Eukaryota, Metazoa, Rotifera, Eurotatoria, Adinetida, Adinetidae.